UUCAGUCAUAACUAAUACCGGAAUGCGGUGAGAUCGAGGGACGACUACCUGUUUACAUUCAUGGUGAGACCUCUAGGCUUCUGCGUGCCUGUGUGUCUAUAUUAUCUGAAGCGGACGCCACAAUAACCUGUUAAACGAAGACAUAACCUUCAUCAAUGAGGACAUUAGACAUGGCUGUGUUCAAACAACAAAGAGUGGAAGAUUUCUAUGAGAUAGGUGAAGAGCUGGGGAGUGGGCAGUUUGCCAUUGUGAAGCGCUGUAAAGAGAAGAGUACAGGCGUAGAGUAUGCUGCCAAGUUCAUCAAGAAGCGCCAGAGCAGGGCGAGCCGCAGAGGCGUUCGCCGAGAGGAGAUCGAACGAGAAGUCAACAUCCUGCAGCAAAUCCAACACCCCAACAUAGUCACCCUGCACGAUGUUUACGAGAACCGUACAGAUGUGGUGCUCAUCCUAGAACUCGUGUCUGGAGGGGAGCUGUUUGACUUUCUGGCUCAGAAGGAAUCUUUGAGUGAAGAGGAAGCCACGGAAUUUAUCAAACAGAUCCUCGAUGGAGUUCAGUAUCUCCACUCCAAAAAAAUUGCCCAUUUUGAUCUCAAGCCAGAAAACAUUAUGCUGCUUGAUAACAACGUUCCCCUCCCACGAAUCAAACUGAUCGACUUUGGCUUGGCACAUAAAAUCGAGGAUGAUGUGGAGUUCAAAAACAUUUUUGGAACCCCUGAAUUUGUUGCUCCAGAGAUAGUGAACUAUGAGCCACUGGGAUUAGAAGCAGAUAUGUGGAGCAUCGGCGUCAUCACAUACAUCUUGUUGAGUGGGGCUUCCCCUUUUCUGGGUGAUUGCAAACAAGAGACUCUUGCCAAUAUUUCAGCAAUGAACUAUGAGUUUGAUGAGGAAUUUUUUGGCAGUACCAGUGAACUGGCCAAGAGUUUCAUCAGGCAACUUUUAGUCAAAGACCCGAGAAAGAGACUUACGAUUCAAGAUGCUCUCAACCAUCCAUGGAUAAAGUCUCACGAACUUCAGGUGGAGGAGAACGGUCUAGCCCACGCCGUCCAGAGGAACGGUGAACCUCGGCAGCUGAAGACCAAACGUUUGAAAGAAUACACCAUCCAGUCCCACUCCAGCAUGCCUCCCAACAACACCUACGUCAACUUUGAACGCUUCGCCCGCGUGGUGGAGGAUGUUGCCUUGAUGGAGACUGGCUUGGAGGAGGUGACAGAGGCACGGGAGUCGCUCCAAGGAGACAUUGAGGCGCUCCUCUCCAUUUAUAAUGAAAAGGAGGCCUGGUACAAGGAGGAGAACGAGAGCGUGCGGCAGAGUCUCUCCCAGCUGCGUUAUGAGUUUCGUAAGGCAGAGGCUGUGAGGAAAGGGCUCCAGGAGGACCUGAGGGCGGCUGAUGCCAGCUUGGCCGGCAUUAGUGGUCGCUAUCUGGAGAGGCAGACCCACCUCAGCUCCCUCAGACAGGAGCUAAAUGCAGAGCUGCGUUGGCUGCAGGAGGUCAUGAGCUCCCUGCGAGGAGAGGGGGGCAACGGACACAGUGCCAUCAACAGCUUUACCCCAGGCCUUAAUAAUGAGGUGAAUGAGGCCCUUAAGGAGCUGCUGAACCGGGCCUGUGGAGGGGAAUUGUGUUCGGGAGCCAAAGCUGAUGUCUCAGAGUCUAGCUAGGUUAGGUUAGUGCAAGGAUUU
Chanos chanos (milkfish) is the source of this 1676-nucleotide messenger RNA. It is a transcript of the gene dapk2b, whose product is annotated as death-associated protein kinase 2b. The coding region runs from base 156 to 1655 and encodes 499 amino acids. Lineage: Eukaryota; Metazoa; Chordata; Actinopteri; Gonorynchiformes; Chanidae. The transcript has 10 exons. Gene Ontology annotation, biological process: protein phosphorylation; positive regulation of apoptotic process; intracellular signal transduction. Gene Ontology annotation, molecular function: protein serine/threonine kinase activity; ATP binding. Gene Ontology annotation, cellular component: cytoplasm; nucleus. The record is from RefSeq and is a predicted model, not a curated record.